AUGAACGAAGCCAGCGUGGUGUGCCGGCAGCUGAGCUGUGGGCGUGCCCUCACUGCCCCAGCCGAGGCCCGAUUUGGUGAAGGCAAAGGCAAGUUUCUGCUGGAUGACGUGGACUGCACGGGAAGAGAGAGUUUUCUGGGACAGUGUCCCCAUGCCGGCUGGGGCCUGCAUAACUGCGGUCCUGGAGAAGAUGCCAGUGUCGUCUGCGCAAUUCUACCUGUGGCCGACUCAGCAUCUGCCGGUCGCAGAGCCAACGUGCCUGGGUCCUGCCUCUCAGGAGACUGGCCGGCGCUGAGGCUGGUGAACGGCCCGGGGAGAUGCGCUGGACGGGUGGAGGUCUCCUACCAGGGCACCUGGGGGUCAGUGUGUGGCGACGGCUGGGGCCUGAGCGAGGCGCACGUCGUGUGCAGGCAGCUCGGGUGCGGUGCGGCGGUGUCUGCCCCGCUCGGCGCCCACUUUGGCCCAGGCUUCGGGAGGAUCGUCCUGGACAACGUGCGCUGCAGCGGCGGCGAGGGCUGCCUGGCCCAGUGCGCCCACAACAGCUGGUUCAUUCACAACUGUGGUCACGAGGAGGACGCCGGAGCCAUCUGCUCGGGUUCUCUCACGGCCAGCCCCGCCCCUGCAGGAGCCUGGAUGGAGGUGAGGCUGCUGAACGGCACGGGGAGGUGCUCAGGCCGCGUGGAGGUCCUUGUCCAGGGAACAUGGGGGACCGUGUGUGACGACCUCUGGGACCUGGCCGAGGCCACCGUCGUGUGCCGCCAGCUGCAGUGCUCUGGGCAGAUCCUGCUGGACGACGUGCAGUGUGUGGGCAGCGAGAGCAACCUGGGGCAGUGCGUGCACAGGGGCCAGGCCGGGCACAGCUGCGGGCACCUGGAGGACGCCGGUGUCAUCUGUGCAGGCGCUGAUGGUUCUCCGGCCCCCACCCCCAGCAUGGAGCCCGAAGCUGCUCCUCCAUCGGACAUGCUCCCAGGUGACGGAUUAUCUGCAACCAUAGCCACAACAGAAGCUGUAGCCCUGAAGUCCACAUCCGCGCCCCUGGCGGGAGCCUGGAUGGAGGUGAGGCUGCUGAACGGCACAGAGAGGUGCUCAGGCCGUGUGGAGGUCCUUGUCCAGGGAACAUGGGGGACCGUGUGUGACGACCUCUGGGACCUGGCCGAGGCCGCCGUCGUGUGCCGCCAGCUGCAGUGUGGCCAGGCCGUGGCAGCCCCCACAGGGGCCCACUUCGGGGCAGGCUCUGGGCAGAUCCUGCUGGACGACGUGCAGUGUGUGGGCAGCGAGAGCAACCUGGGGCAGUGCGUGCACGGGGGCCAGGCCGGGCACAACUGCGGGCACCUGGAGGACGCCGGCGUCAUCUGUGCAGGAGGCUGGGCCCCCGUGCGGCUGGUAGGCGGCCUCGGGCGCUGCGUGGGCCGCGUGGAGCUUUUCUACCAGGGAGUCUGGGGGACCGUGUGCGACGACCUCUGGGACCUUCCCCAAGCAAACACCGUCUGCAGGCAGCUGGGGUGCGGCUGGGCUGUCUCAGCCCCCGGCGAAGCCCACUUUGGGGAAGGUUCUGGGAAGAUUCUGCUCGACAAUGUGCACUGCCGGGGGGACGAGCGGCACAUUGAGGAAUGCUCUCACAGUGGCUGGUUUUCCCACAACUGUGGUCGCGGGGAAGACGCCGGCGUGAUCUGCUCAGACCCUGGGUCCCUCGGUACCCUGCUGUUAGUCAGCUCUCAGUCAGAGAACAAGUUCCACAGCUUGUCUGACAAGAUCUGCCUCGACUGCACCAAUGAGUACUUUGAAAUCCUGGACGGCCCCCCCUCCUCAGCACAGUCCCUGGGGAAGACCUGCUCCGGUUUCUACCUCACCUACGCCUCCUCCUCCAGCUGCAUGACCCUCGUGUACUUCCGCAGCGUCAACAACAUAGGAAAAAACUUCCUUGCUUAUUAUUAUUCUGCGCCCAAGGGGGACUGGCCAGAGCUGCGGCUGGUGGGCGGCUCAGGCCGGUGCUCGGGACGCGUGGAGGUCCUCCACCAGGGGGCCUGGGGCACCGUGUGUGACGACCUGUGGGACCUGAACGAAGCCGAGGUCGUGUGCAGACAGCUGCGGUGUGGUCGGGCCAUGUCCGCCCUUGGGAAGGCCCACUUCGGCCCAGGCUCAGGAGACAUCUUCCUGGACAACCUCCAGUGCGCGGGUGUGGAGCGCUACCUGGGCCAGUGCGCCCACUCGGGCUGGUCGGAGCACAACUGUGGCCACCACGAGGACGCCGGCGUCAUCUGUUCGGAUGCAGAGGACCUACCUUUGCCCACACCUCCAGGUCCUUCUACAGCUUCUCAGGAUCAUAUAACAGGAGGAAGUAACUCUUGUGGAGGGGUCAUUUCUAGUCUCUCUGGAUCAUUUUCUAGUCCACGGUAUCCAGAAGAUUACCCAACAGAUGUCCAAUGUGUCUGGGAAAUCCACGUGGAUAAAAAAUUUCACAUAGAACUCAUGAUUCCAAAUUUGAAGUAA
Messenger RNA from Propithecus coquereli (Coquerel's sifaka), 2490 nucleotides. RefSeq names its product deleted in malignant brain tumors 1 protein-like. The coding region runs from base 1 to 2490 and encodes 829 amino acids. The transcript is spliced from 16 exons. Gene Ontology annotation, cellular component: membrane. NCBI's taxonomy places the organism in Eukaryota, Metazoa, Chordata, Mammalia, Primates, Indriidae. The record is from RefSeq and is a predicted model, not a curated record.